AUGGCUUCAGAAAAAAUUAUGGAGAAAGGGAUCCGUCAAGAUUAUUCUAAAAGGCGAAAAGGCGGCUUCAUUGCCUUGCCAUUCAUCAUAGCAAAUGAGGCGCUUGAGAAGGUGCCAAGCUACGCGCUGGUGCCAAGCAUGACGUUGUACUUGAAGAGUAACUAUCACUUGACCAUUGCCGCAGUGCACAAUCUUAUCAACCAUUGGCAAGCUUUUAGCAAUUUCGCACCUAUUUUGGGUGCUUUCUUCGCUGAUUCUUUUAUGGGCCGAUUCGUUACCAUUGGCUUGGGCUCAAUUUCCAGUUUCCUGGGUGUGGCAAUUCUAUGGUUAACAACUGUUAUACCACAGGCAACGCCUCCUCCUUGUGACCACUUAGCUCAAAGCUGCAAAUCUGCAACAGCAGGCCAGGUGGCUAUCCUGGUUGCUGCCUUGUUUUUCAAAUCAAUUGGAGCUGGCGGCAUUAGGCCAUGUUCCAUGCCAUUUGGUGUGGAUCAGUUGAGCAACAAAAAUGAAAAGAUCCUGGAGAGCUACUUCAGCUGGUAUUAUGCUGCAGCAUCCCUCGGUGGUUCCCUUGGCUUGACGAGUGUCAUUUACAUUCUACAAAUGUAUGGGUGGAUGGUGGGAUAUGGAGUUUGCGCAAUUCUAAUGUUCCUGGCGACUGUGGCGUUUUACAUUGCUUCUCCGCUCUAUGUUAAGCGCAAAGCAAGCACAAGCCUCUUCACGGGUUUUGCACAAGUUCUUGUGGUUGCUUAUAAGAAUAGAAACCUCCCAUUUCCAUCAAAAGAUUCAGGUUACCAUCACGGAAAGGAUUCAGAGAUUACCGUGCCAAGUGAGAAAUUGAAGUUUUUGAACAAAGCGUGCAUAAUUAGAAAUGCUGAACAGGAGAUAGGCUCUGAUGGAUUGGCCUUGGACCCCUGGAGAGUCUCCACGGUGUGGAAAGUCGAAGAGCUUAAAGCACUUUUGAAGGUAAUACCAAUAUGGUCUACGGGGAUCGUUAUGGCGAUUGCUGGAAGCCAACACUCUUUUCCGGUACUCCAAGCCAGUUCCGUAAACAGACACGUUUUGGGAGGUUUCGAGAUACCGGCAGCCUCUGUAACCGUGUUUGUUUAUUGCACUGUAGUGGUUUGGGUUGUUCUCUAUGAGCGUGUCAUAAUUCCAUUGGCGUCAAAGAUAAAGGGUGAACAAGUAUACAUCAGUGUUCAAUUGAGAAUGGGAAUUGGGUUAUUCCUGUCCGUCAUAGCCUUGGGACUUACAGCAAUUGUUGAGAGUGCGAGACGAAGAAAAGCAAUCCAGGAGGGGCUCUUGAAAAAUCCUAUUGCAGUGGUAAAUAUGUCAGUAAUAUGGCUACUCCCACAGCAUAUCGUGAUGGGAGUAGCUGAGGCUUUUAGUACACUUGGGUAUUUCGAGUUUUAUCAUCGCGAGUUCCCUAAGACCAUGUCAAGUAUUGGUAAUUCCCUGUUCUUUCUGGCACUGGCAUUCGCACACAUACUGAGUAGUGCUCUGUUUAACAUUGUCAACAAGACUACUUCAAGAGGUGGAAAACCGAGUUGGGUUGCUGACAAUCUCAAUGAGGCUCGCUUCGACAAUUAUUACUGGCUUCUUGCAGGGUUGAGUCUUGUCAAUCUGUUGUAUUACAUCAUCUGUAGCAGGUCUUAUGGAUCUACGGCAGAAGUUAUUGAUGAAGGAUAUGAAUCAGAGGAGGAGUAACAAACCAGAGAGACCUC
Messenger RNA from Theobroma cacao (cacao), 1724 nucleotides. The record is from RefSeq and is a predicted model, not a curated record. NCBI's taxonomy places the organism in Eukaryota, Viridiplantae, Streptophyta, Magnoliopsida, Malvales, Malvaceae.